Salvia miltiorrhiza (redroot sage) is the source of this 1863-nucleotide messenger RNA. RefSeq lists its product as uncharacterized. The record is from RefSeq and is a predicted model, not a curated record. NCBI's taxonomy places the organism in Eukaryota, Viridiplantae, Streptophyta, Magnoliopsida, Lamiales, Lamiaceae. Bases 99 to 1010 code for a protein of 303 amino acids. The transcript has 9 exons. Gene Ontology annotation, molecular function: S-adenosylmethionine-dependent methyltransferase activity.
AUUUGACAGCGAGGGGAAGGAUAAAAGAAGUCUCUAAAAUUCAACUUAAAAAAGCCCAACUGAUUCCAACACUAAAUGAGCUAAAAAAUAAAGAGAAAAUGGCAAAUGGAUUGGGCGUGAUCAAACUGCGGCAUAGUCUGCCGCAUUUAGCUGGAGUUGCAGUUACUUUUGCUGCUCUGCCUCCGCCUCCGCUUUCAAGGAGAGUUGCUGCAUACAGAGCGCCUCGCAGGGCCGUUUUAGGCCUUGGAUUCUCGUUUUUGUCACAAUUCAUCAACAUGGCUGCUCCCACUCUUGGCGCCAAAUCCUUCAUCGCUUCUGCCAGGCAAACGGGUGCCGUUGAAAAGGUAUUGGAGAAUGUGGAAUGGCCAGAGCAAUUUCCCUUCAAGGAAGAGGACUUCCAGCGCUUUGAUGAGUCACCAGACACAUUGUUUUAUGAAUCUCCACGUUUUGUGACUCAUAUUGAUGAUCCAGCAAUUGCUGCCCUAACUAAAUAUUACUCAGAGGUCUUGCCCCCAAGCAAUACUCCUGGAGUUGCUAUACUUGACAUGUGUAGCAGCUGGGUCAGUCAUUAUCCUAAGGGAUAUAAGCAACCAAGGAUAGCUGGAAUGGGUUUAAAUGAAGAAGAGCUAAAGCGCAAUCCAGUUUUGACAGAGUAUGUCGUGCAAGACUUAAAUGUUGAUCCUAAACUCCCAUUUGAAGAUAACACCUUCGACGCAAUUACAAAUGUGGUUAGUGUGGACUACCUAUCAAAGCCUAUCGAAAUUUUCAAGGAGAUGGCACGGAUCCUCAAGCCAGGUGGACUUGCUGUAAUGAGCUUCUCCAAUCGCUGCUUCUGGACAAAGGCAAUCUCAAUUUGGACAUCAACAGGAGAUACAGAUCAUGUAAUGAUAGUUGGAGCCUAUUUCCAUUAUGCUGGAGGGUUUGAGCCUCCUAAGGCUGUAGAUAUAUCUCCAAACCCUGGUCGCACCGAUCCUAUGUAUGUUGUGUACUCAAGAAAAUUAGCAGCCUGAGGUCCGGAUCACAAUUCAGUCCUCACAAUUACUGGUAAGACCGCGUUUGGAGUCGGAAAAGCAAAAGGCAACAUAAAGAGAAAAAGAAGGGCCUUUUUGUAUUGUAUAAUUAAUUACCUGGAUAGGAGAGAGAUGGGCGGCGAAGAAAUCAGCGGCGGAGAUAUAGUUGCGGGAGAGCUUGGGGCAGAUUUGGGACUCAGCCAAACAGGCCCUAAUGCCGCCCCAAUUAUCGUCGGAGGUGAUGUGGUCGCGGAGCCAGGAGGAGAAGCCGGCGAGGCGGUACUCGCGGAAGGCCAUGCCGGGGACGGGGUAGGCGCCGCCGUGGUGCGUGACGACGAAGGCGAGGACGAGGAGGACGAGGAGGAGCACGAUGAGCAUGAACAUGCAGACGAGGUAGAGGCCGAGGAGGCCCUCCUUCUUCCAGUAGGCGCCCACGAAGCCGGUGAGGGCCACCAACAGGAAAGCUAUGCCGAGGAAGACCAGGGGCCACCGGAGCCACCGGAUGCACUCGUUGUCGGGCUUCGAGGCCAGCCAUAUGCCGGCCGAGAUGAUGGGGAUCGAGCACAUCAGCGCGAUGAAGUUCAGCAGCGCCGUUAUGUUAUUGCUCAUCGCCAUUGAUUAUGAUUUACUAUGAGAGAGAGAGAGAGAGAAAUGGAGGAAAAGUGUUGGUUAGUUAGUCAAAGCUUAAGUAGAAAACUGAGGAGAAUUUUCGAGUAUAUAUUUAGAUCUAAUGAUGACGUGGCAGCUAUCACACGUGUCAGUCAUUCAUGGAUCAAGUUUUCAAGUUAUAAAUCUAUACUCCUGACUCGACAGAGUACUGUUUUAGAAAUUUAAACAGUAGAAAUUUAUACUA